Molecule: messenger RNA, 3567 nt
Organism: Hemicordylus capensis (graceful crag lizard)
Lineage: Eukaryota; Metazoa; Chordata; Lepidosauria; Squamata; Cordylidae
Gene: RAB4B
Product: RAB4B, member RAS oncogene family
Exons: 8
Coding region: 215-856 (213 amino acids)
Biological process (GO): Rab protein signal transduction; regulation of endocytosis
Cellular component (GO): endosome
Molecular function (GO): GTP binding; GTPase activity
Source: RefSeq, a predicted model, not a curated record
GCGUGCGGAGGGGUGGGGAGAGAAGAGUGCCAACCCGGAAGCGCCUGGGCCGCUCAGGGCGCCGCCAUAUUGGCCGGUUCCCUGGGCGCCGCCAUAUUGUGCGACUGGCUCUCCGGCUCCGUCGGUCCAGGCAGCUGCGCUCAGGAGAGGAGAGGAGGGGGCUGCCGGUCCUUCCUUCUUUCCUUCCGCCCCCCGCCCUGCCCCAGACACAGCCAUGUCUGAGACCUAUGAUUUCCUCUUCAAAUUCCUGGUGAUCGGGAGCGCUGGAACUGGGAAGUCGUGCCUCCUCCAUCAGUUCAUAGAGAACAAAUUCAAGCAGGAUUCCAACCACACAAUUGGAGUGGAAUUUGGCUCGAAAGUGGUGAACGUUGGUGGCAAGACGGUGAAGCUCCAGAUCUGGGACACAGCUGGGCAAGAGCGCUUCAGGUCAGUCACGAGAAGCUACUACCGGGGAGCCGCUGGGGCGCUGCUGGUCUAUGACAUCACCAGCAGAGAGACCUACAACGCCUUGACCAACUGGCUCACCGAUGCCCGGACCCUGGCCAGCCCCAACAUUGUCAUCAUCCUCUGUGGGAACAAGAAGGAUCUGGAUGCUGACCGGGAAGUCACCUUUCUGGAGGCUUCACGCUUUGCUCAGGAAAACGAGUUAAUGUUUCUCGAGACCAGCGCCUUGACUGGAGAGAAUGUAGAAGAAGCUUUCUUGAAAUGUGCACGGACUAUACUGAACAAAAUCGAGUCAGGCGAACUUGACCCGGAGAGGAUGGGCUCGGGCAUCCAGUACGGCGAUGCUUCUUUGCGGCAGCUGCGGCAGCCGCGCGGGACCCAGGCACAGACCAGGCAGCAAUGCAACUGCUAGGGCGGAAGUCUGCGCAUGCCUGGAAGCCGCCUUGCAAGUGCUGGAACUCGGCCUCUCUGGACCAGGGCUGUAUGAAGCACCUUCUUCCGUUCUGCCCCCCAGGACUACGUGCCUCGGCUUGGCUGAAGCCCUCCUGCUUUCCCAGGACGCCUGCUCCAUCUCUGUGCUGCCGCCGCCGCCGCCGCCACCUCCUGCCUUCUUUCUCUUCCUGGCCCGAAGCCGUGCGGCUUCAGUCCCCAGGUGACCGUCCGCGGCGGGGGCUCCAGCUUCCCUUGUCACUGCCGAGCCCCCUUCUGGCACACAUGACUGUGACGGUUUCAAGGCCAGCGGGCUUCAUGAUCGCGCCCGGCAGGAGAGGCCCUGAAGGCGUCUGACCCUCCCGGGCUUCUGUAGUUGUCUCUCUUGCACUCCAUGGCUGCUUCAGUCUUCAUGACGAAACGUGAUUCUGGUUGGGGGCGGGGUGAGGAAGGGGGUGGUUGGGUCACUUUGGGGGCAUUUAAAUUUAUUUCCCCCUUCAUCGUCCUCCCCCUGCCCUCCACCUUUUAGGAGAGGUUGGCGUGGGUCCUCUGGUGGUGCUGCUGCCGCCGCCUGGGGCUGCUUUACCCAGUGGACCAGGGGCUGGUUCCACUCGGAUCCCUAUAUGAGAAUGUUCUGCCUGCGACAUAUUCUAGAUGGCCCCUUUUGAAGUAGCAUCUCUGGGGCUCACUGCUUCAGUGUGGGGUCCAUUUUGGAUUUGCCUUCACACCAAAUCCGGUUGGGGUGUGUGUCCGUCCGUCCGUCCGUCCCCUUGUUUCUGUCCCCAGGUACUCCCCCCCCCAUUUCCCUGUGCACCUUUUGAGGGUGCCUCUCGAUUUUCCAGAAGCCACUUGUGGGCCCUCUGCGCUCCCCUCCUUGGGACUGCAGUCAGCAGGUAGUGUCCAGGCCUGAGAGGGGGGCAUUUGUGGCUUUACCACUUUGGGGUGUGAUCCCAGCUUAUGGGGAAAGGAUGUUUGUUGGGGGGUGUGUGUGUGUGUGUGUUCAUGUGCAUGUGCGCACGGGCUGAAUCAGUAUGGCAGGCGUGCUCCCUGCUAGAUGUUCCCACUUUGGUCAGAGCGUGUGCUAAGAUGUCUGCAUCGACAGAGAAGUAUCCACUGCUUUUAUGAUCCAGUCUCCUUUUGUCCCGUAGGAACGCCAUGUAUUUACUUCCCUCCAGACACCUGUUCGUGUUAGCUCAGAUUCCCAUCAAGUUUUGCAACAUACCCUCCGCCCCUGGGCCUUAAAACCUUUGACCAGGCUCCGCUGAGAGACACCUGUGAGACCUUAAGGCCCAGGAGUCUGGACGGGGCGUUCUCUCGAGCGCCCGCCUCUUCCUGAGAGUUCUCUCCCUGCACUUUCCAGGGAGGCCAGUUCCUAGCCUGGAGGUGCUGACCUCUGGCUCCCUCCCGUCCCUGUGCCAGACCUUCUUCUGGGGGCUUUGCUCUCCUUGGCCCUGGGCUUCAGAGCGGCUACAUCCUGAAGAACGAUUUGCCAGGUCUUGUGCUAAGAUGUGCUGGUCAGACCGAAGAAGGGCUCAAGUGUGUCCCGUGCAAAACCAAAGUGGGGCGAAGAGGCCUCCUUGCUCCUGCUGCUGCUGCAAGUUCCCCCUAAGUUGGUGCGAGGUGAGGAAGUUGAAACUCUGGUUUCUGCUGGAAUCCCCUUAUGAGGACAUACCCCCACGUGUGACGCUUGUGUGCAUGGUGGGAAGAGCACCUCUACCUCUGUGAGUGAAGAAUCUCACCCCGCCCCACCUGGCAGGUACUUUGGGGGCAGGGCAGGGGGUGGAGAGAGCAAGCUGUGCUUCUGCUCCUGUCUCCCGCCCAGGAGUGGGGACUCCUAAAGAGGUGGGGGCUCCCAAAGCAGCUGCUCCUGCUUCCUAGCAGGCGAUUGGGUGGCUCCUUCCCCGAGGUGCCUGCAAGCUGGCCAUUCAUCAGGUAAAGCUGUGCGGUACUCAACAAAUGGCAAGCCUGCAGGCAGCACAGCCCUUGGGUGGAUGGGGGGCAGGGGAGAGAGAAGCAACCCACGCUGCUGUUAGGAGCCAGAGGUACCUUUGAUGCCUCUGGUGUCCCGUCCCCCCCCCGGUCCCCUUUUGCUGGAAUCUUGGAACUGGCACUUGCAUGCCUUGCUGGUUAGUUUGAGAGGACCCCCUUUCCUGCCCCCGCCCCACAGCUAUUGCCCCACCUCUUUGAUCCACAGCAAUGAGAUGAGGCGGGAGGCAGGUAGGGCCCCUGGGCAGGCCUGCCUGGCUUGGUGAAAGGUCCUGUGGGCAGACUUCAUUUCUCACUCCACCGCCACCCCGCAAUGGCCCACGAGGAAGGGGCAGAAGGAGAUUGCUUGGAUAUCCUUUUCUGUUUAAGUGUUUAACGUCAUUAUUUAUUAUAACUGUCUCAGGGGCAGAAAUCUGCUGUCACUGUGUCUGUCUCCUGCUCCCCCUCUACAUGCCCCUCCCGCCACCUCUUGGUGCUUCUGGGUGGGCCGUGUCUCUCUGGUUCUCGGGGGUCUCCCUUGGGCCUUGUCGAGGACGGGGGCAGUUUUGACAGGGCUGCUUUUAAUCUGUAGUUGAGGGACAAGCUGUUACCAAGCAGUUUAUAAUUCAGAUCCUACUGUGUCUUGAUUUUUCUUUAAAUGCACAUUCCUUCCAGUUUAAGGCUGUGAAAUUUAUUCUCCUACAUAAAGUGUUCAAAUCUUUUUUUCCA